UAGCUCAACCUUCUCCGUUCUAAGCGGCACCACAUGGCCUCAGCCUGGCCUGAAGAGGAGACCUUUGCCUGCCCAGUAUGCCUGGACACCCUGAAGGAUCCGGCCACGCUACCUUGCGGACAUUCAUACUGCUUGGUCUGUAUCCAGAGCCACUGGGACAAGGGACACGGCAAGGGUCAGUACAGCUGCCCUCAGUGUAGGCAGGUUUUCAACCCUCGUCCCUCGCUGGCCAGGAGCACUUUGCUAGUGGAGGCUAUGGAGAAACUGAGAACCAGCAGCAUCAAGCAGAGCCCCUCUGCAGCCGUCUCCUCUGCCCCGCCUUCGAUGCCCAUCUACCUGGAGAUCCUACCUGAUACAGUGCCGCGUCAAGGCAGCAUGUACCCUAAGCUUCCCACUGUGGAACCUAGACCCUGCCCUCAACACAACCGUCCUCUGGACCUGUUUUGCCAUGAAGACAAGGAGUGCGUGUGUGAGGUGUGUUGCCAGCAUGGACACAAGGGACACCAUGUGCUCAAACCACAGGAAGAGAGGAAGGAGAGACAGAAAGAGCUCGUUCAAAUGCAGGAAGACGUACGGAGGAGAAUAAAGGAGACUGAAAAGAAGCUUAUCGAGAUUCCACACGCUGCUCGCCAACACAAGGCCCUGGUGCAGGCUCUGCAGCAAGAGAGCACAGAUUUGUUCUCAGCGCUCAUCAAGAACAUGAGUCUAACGGGCGACGAGGUCGGUGAGCUCCUCAGCACCCACGAGACCGCCUUAGGCAGCCAGGUCGAGGGGCAGAUCCACAGCCUGGAGCAGGAGGUGGCACAGCUGCGCUGGAGGAGUGAGGAGCUGAGCAGACUGGCCAACAUGCAGGACCACAUCUGCUUCUUGAAGAAUUUUCUUAUCAUGGAGCCGCUGGGUGAGAUGGGUGCCACCGGAGAGUCAAUACUGAAUCGGGAAGAGGCAGUGGUUGCCUCUGUCCGCUCAGCCAUGAGAGAACUACAGGAGUCGAUACAGGACCUCUGCAAAGCCAGCCUGGCCAAGAUCGUCACACUAGUGAAUCAAGACCCUGCAGCUCCAACAGUUAAUGGUGCAGCAGCAGCAGCAGGCACUACAGCAGCUAACAUCAGUGGUCCUGCCACAGCAGAAAACACAGUGUAUGAAAUGAUGACAGACCCUCCACCUUUGCCGCCUCCACGACCUCAAAAGCACAGAGAUUCAUCCAAAUCUCCAUCUCUACGUCCUGCAGGUCCUCAAGCUUCUGCCCCUCCUCCACCCUCCCCUCCUCUGCCUCAUGCGACGCCUGUAACAACAUCGGGUCUCGUUAAUCCGGAGCCAAAGACAAGAGAAGAAAUGCUGAAGUUUCGCUUCGAACCCACCAUGGAUCCCAACACGGUGUAUCGCCACGUGUAUCUGUCAGAUGGAGGUCAUAAGGCGACGAUGCGGGCUGAGAAUGUGAACCCAGCAGACCAUCCGGAGCGCUUCCACUUCUGGAGACAGGUUCUCUGCAGAGAGCCCCUGGCAGGCAGCCCUUACUACUGGGAGGUGGAGUGGACUGGCCAGAAGAUCACCAUCGGCGUGGCCUACAAGGAAAUUGAACGUAAAAGUUCCGAUGAUGACAGCCGUUUGGGCCACAACGCUCAGUCCUGGAGCUUGUACUGGUCCGGGACCGGCUUCUCCUUCUGGCACGACGGCCAGGAGAAACAGCUGGGCUCACCUAAGACCCGACGGAUUGGCGUCUUUCUGGACCAGCAUGCAGGGAUUCUGGCCUUUUACCGCAUCGCCAACAACCAGGCUCAUCUCAUCCACCGGCACCAGAGCCAGUUCACUGGGCCACUGUACCCAGGAUUCAGGUUCUGGGCAGGGUUAGGGGCAACAGUGACCAUUUGCCAGUUGGAUUGAAUUGUAAAUUAAUAAAUUGCCUCUUUGUUUUGUUUUGUUUUUUGUUUUGAUACAACCUGCUUGAAGCAUGUGACAUUAUGACAUUUUAAUGAGGAAGUGAAUGUGUUCUUGCUCUUGAGAUUCUUGUGAUGACAAAAAGAAAAAUGAUCAGGAAUGUCUUGUUUACUUGUCUUUUUGGACGGACCCUUACUGAGAUGAUAUAAGUGAAAAAACUUAAAAAGUGUCUUUAUACAUCAAUAAAGGAGUACACAAAUAUAAUCUAUAAA
Messenger RNA from Acanthopagrus latus (yellowfin seabream), 2147 nucleotides. It is a transcript of the gene ftr86, whose product is annotated as finTRIM family, member 86. The record is from RefSeq and is a predicted model, not a curated record. NCBI's taxonomy places the organism in Eukaryota, Metazoa, Chordata, Actinopteri, Spariformes, Sparidae. Bases 34 to 1881 code for a protein of 615 amino acids. Gene Ontology annotation, molecular function: zinc ion binding; protein binding. The transcript is spliced from 11 exons.